Australozyma saopauloensis is the source of this 4620-nucleotide messenger RNA. It is a transcript of the gene GEA2, whose product is annotated as Arf family guanine nucleotide exchange factor. The transcript has a single exon. Gene Ontology annotation, molecular function: guanyl-nucleotide exchange factor activity. The record is from RefSeq and is a predicted model, not a curated record. The coding region runs from base 1 to 4620 and encodes 1539 amino acids. NCBI's taxonomy places the organism in Eukaryota, Fungi, Ascomycota, Pichiomycetes, Serinales, Metschnikowiaceae. Gene Ontology annotation, biological process: regulation of ARF protein signal transduction.
AUGGCCACACCGCAGCUCAAAAGCUCGCCGGCCAUCCGCGUGCCUCCGCCGGACCCCGCGUCCAAACCGCACGCCAUGGAUCCCCUCACACUCAUGAUCAAUGAAUGUAACGUCAUGUUACUGGCCAUGCGUCGUAACAACCGCGCCAUGGGCGGAGUGGCGGCCAUUCUUGGGUCCAGCGAUGUGUUUGGCGGCAGCGAGCUGUUUGCCGACUUCGGCGCGUCGCUCCCGAUGUUUCUGCCGGGGCUAGCCUCGAAAAACGCACUCCACGCCAACGAUGCCAACGACACGGGGAAACUGCUUGAGCAGAGUUUUUUGCAGUUGCGCGCGAUCUUGUCCAAAAGCAAGGCCUUGCACGAGGUCGACCUGUUGACCCUCAUGCAGCCGUUCAUGUUAACUAUCGAAUCCAGUAGUACUAGUAGUAGUGUGACUGCGUUGGCACUUAACACCGUCUCGAAGGCGCUCCAGUACGAGAUUCUCUCGCGGAACGCGCCCAACUUCGCCACCACGCUUGUGCAGUUGACCACGUCGUUGACCCACUGCCGCUUCGAGGCGUCCGACCAGAAUACCGACGACCUGCUCUUGUUGAAGGUGUUGAGUCUCUUGGAGACCAUAGUCGUGAGUCCCGUUUCGGAGUUGUUGCCCAAUGCGGUCAUGUCGGAGGUCAUCCACACCUGUCUCUGUCUCGCCUGCAACAAGCGCCGAAGCGAGGUGCUCCGGAGGGCCUCCGAGAUGGCCAUGAUAGCCAUCACCGUGCGUGUGUUCCAGCGUGUUCGCGAGCUUGAACCGGAGAACUCCAACGGCGAGGAUCUUCCUUCCAAUUUCGCAGAAUUGAACUCAGAGGUCAUUGGUGGUGACGAUGACCACCACCUGGAGGAGUCUGGCCAGACAAUCGUAGAGGAGCACAAGAACUAUAAGACCGCCGCGCGCCGUGCUUCGGCCACAACCAUUGACAUGGCCCCUAAAUCGCCCCGUAAGCCAUCUUUAAGCGAGAAUUCCAAGCCCGUCGUGAACGAGCAGUUCGACAUCCAUUGUAUCAACGAGUUCCUAGGCUUCCUUAUCUCCAUGAUCUCUCCCUCUAACCAAUUCCAACAUAUGGAAUCCACCCGAGUGUUUGCCUUGUCUUUGAUCAACACUGCAUUGGAGGUCACUGGCGAUGUGAUUCCAGAACACCCCUCGUUGAUGGCUUUGGUGGCUGAUCCCGUUUCCAAAGAUGUCUUGCAAAUUAUCUCUUCCACAGACCUGCCUGCGCUCUUACAGGCUGCUCUUCGCCUCUUCUGCACAAUGUCCAUUAUUCUCAAGCCUUAUCUAAAACUGCAAAAUGAACUCACAUUCAACUUGCUCUUCACUUCCAUAUUGCCUGACAACGCCGCCACUGGCCAAAGAGCAGCUACCUCUGCCUCUCUGAAGGUAGCUCUUUCCAAGGAAACGAUCAUAGAACAUUUUUCAUACCUUUGGUUCAUAUCUCCGAGCUUUUUCACCGAGUUAUUUGUGGACUUUGACUGCGACUUCGAACGUUCAGAUUUGGCCUCCAAGUUCAUAGAUUUCUUGUGUACCCUUGCAUUGCCCGAGUCUGCAUCUCUUACCACCGAUAACGUUCCUCCAAUUUGUCUUGACGGAAUCCGCUCUUUUGUUGCUGGCGUUCACGAAAGAACCAAGUCAGUUGCUGACGAGUUUUCGCAGGAUAAGGGUCAUGAGCAAAUCAUCGCUAAUAAGCUCAGAAAGAAAGCAUUCAUCAAAUGCACAGAACUAUUCAAUAAAAAGGCAGCCCGUGGUGUCGAGGCUUUAUACAAAGAGUCCUUUUUGAAAGAUCCAACUGAUAAAAAAGAACUUGCCCAAUUCUUUUUUGAGAAAUCUACCAGAUUAAACAAGAAAGUGUUGGGUGUCUAUUUAUCUGAGCCUGCAAACAAGGAUCUUUUGAAAGAAUUCAUGCAUUUGUUCGAUUUUAGCGGUCUUCGUGUUGACGAGGGUCUCAGAAUCAUGCUCAAAGCGUUUAGGCUUCCUGGUGAAUCCCAGCAAAUUGAGCGUGUUGUCGAGACCUUUGCUGACGCCUUUGUUGCCUCGCAGAACUCGCUGGACGGGGGUGUUCUGCACCUGCAAGACGGACAAGAGCCUGUUGUUUUAGACAGUGGUGCCGUUUUCCUCUUGUCAUUUUCUAUCAUUAUGCUUAACACAGAUCUCCAUAAUCCUCAGAUCAAGAGGCACAUGGACCUCAAUGAUUAUGAGCGGAAUGUGUCGGGCGUGCAUUCGUUCCCAAGAUGGUACUUGGAAACUAUGUAUAACUCCAUUAGAGACCGCGAGAUUGUGAUGCCUGAAGAACAUCACGGCACUGAAAAGUGGUUUGAUGAUGUUUGGCACAAUUUAAUUUCCUCUCAGUCCAAGUACGCUCGUGACCAUAGUGCCUCCAACAUAGUGCUCAGUCGCCACGUCACUAGCCUUUUUGACAGACUACUUUUCGAGAGUGUUGCUGACAAGAUUCUAGAGAUGUUGUUAGAAGUUUUUAAGGGUGCAGAGGACGAAGUUAUUAUCACUCAAGUCAUGUCGAGUAUUGAUAAAUGCGCUCAGAUUUGUGCACAGUAUUCCAUGACAAAACAGUUGGACAGGCUCAUUGCUUCCCUUGCGGAACUCACUGGUCUUCUGAAGUCAACCAAAUCUGCUUCCAGUGAGCAGGACUUUUCUCUGGUGCAGAUGCCAACCACUCAAAUUAAGGUUGCUGGUGAAAGUGCACCAAUUACUGUAAGUAAAAUGUCUAUUCAGUUUGCUGCAAACUACAAAGCUCAGCUCUCAUUCCAUGUUCUUUUCACCUUGACUAAGUACCCCGGUACGACGGUAUCUUCGGCUUGGGACCCGAUUGUGAAGAUCAUUCUUACAUUGUAUGAGAACUGUCUUGUUGAACCCAACUUGUUUGGCGAAUUCCAAAAGCUGCUCAAAUUGCCACCUUUACGCAAGGUUAAGCCUCAAUAUGAACCAGCAUCUCCCAGAGUCAGCGAGGACUCUGGUUUCAUGUCCACCGUUUCUUCGUUCUUGAGAAGCUACUCAGACGUCCCAGAGCCAAGUAAAGAGGAGAUUGCUGAUAGUAAGCACACGAUGCAAAUUGUGAAGUUGGUUAAAGUUGCUAGCGUCUUUGAAUCCGUCUCUAAAAGAGAGUCUACUGAAAUGGAGAAUUUCGUAAACACCUUAUUGGCCAACUUGCCAGAGUACAAUGAAGGUUCUAGCCGGUACUACGAAUCAGAGGUUUUGUUCUUGUUUGAAGUUGCUGUGUGCUUUGCACUCAUUUCCAAUGGUCAGGAAGUUAUUAACAACGUCAUCGAAAGUCUUUUGCAACAUUCCAAGACCUCUGCCUUAACUAUGACUGGUAAAAUCAGACUAAUGACAUACUAUUUGCUUCUAGUCAGGCAAAGCGACAAGUUGCAGAAAGAGCAAGUGGAGGACUGUAUCAAGGAAUUGCUUAAAAUUGAUCCCAAGGUCUUGAGACAGCAGGGCUCACCACUUGUACUGCCUCUAAUCUCUUUGGCAGAUAACGAAUCUAGCCUUAGAAACUUGGUGGUUAGUCCAAUGUUCUGGGAGUUGUUGAAAGAACUUGGUGCAGAGAGCCAUAAUGCCGAGGAGGUGUUGACUUUCGUAUCCAGCAUUAUAGAGAAAUCUCCCACUGACAUCAACUCUGAUAAUUUCGUGGUGCUACUCGGCUUGUUGGACGAGUUUUCCUCGUUGGGAGCUAUUUAUGCCCAUUACGAACAGAAGAAAUUGACUGACGUUUCUGAGGAAGACAAGGAGCGGAUGCGCAACCUUGUCAGUGUAUCUAAAUUGUCCCUCACUUUGACUCAAAAGCUCGGCGCCUCGUAUCAUGAGCAAUUUGACACUUUGAUCCAGGCAUUUGCUCAUCAAUGUUUCAAUCCAUGCCGUGAGGUACGGAACUACGCUAUGCAGUUAUUCCGUACAACUCUCCUUUCUCAUGGUGCCAAUAAUCACGACUCUUCUCUGGUAGUCUUUGACUUUGGAUUGUUUCCUCUUUUAGCCGAGUUGGAGAAAGAGCUGGUAUUAGAUACUGACAAAGAGGGUUUCUCGGAGACACAACUGCAAGUUUUGAGCUUACUCAGCAAAUCGUUCCUCAUGUUUUAUGAUAAAUUGGAGAGAACCACAUCGGAGAAAAUUUGGAGUGGUAUGGUCAGAUCGUUCAGAGUCUUCGAUCAGAUAAACUCGCAGAAUCCUCGUUACAAAAUUUUUAGAGAGCAAAGCUCGGAGGACAUGAAGAACAUGAUUCUCGUUUUGCAGAACGAUUUCUUACAGCGCUCGAAUACCGAGCUUUGGAAUUCUACAUGGAAAGAGCUCGACGAGUUAUUCCCAGGUCUCCGAGAGGAAGUGACUCUUAAUAUUGUUGAUACGAAAGAAACCGGAAACACGUCCGUGGCCGUUUCCGAGCCAAUCCCGGAGCCCUUGGCGACGGCUCCAUCUAGUGCAGUUGAGACAGCAGUACCCGAAGCUAUUGCUGACUUAAAACUCGAAACAAGUGCUGCUCCUGUAUUAGAACCAAGAGGUGACUCUUUGCAAGAAAUGGCAUCUCCUGAAAUAGAUGAGGCCGUUUCAGCAGUUGGUGCUACAGAGGGUGUGCAAACUGUAUAA